AUGGAAGAGUACAUUUCCCUUGGUCACAUGACUCUUUGUGACGAAACCGAGGACGGGUAUUAUCUUCCACACCACGCCGUUAUCAAGGAAUCCAGCGCGACGACUAAGGUUCGUGUAGUUUUUGACGCGUCAGCUAAAACGUCCACCGGCAUUUUGCUUAAUGAUACUCUACUAGUUGGGCCCACAAUUCAAAACACCAUAUUUGAACAGAUUCUUCGUUUUCGCACACAUCAUUAUGUGAGCACGGCGGACAUUGAGAAAAUGUACCGCCAAAUCCUCAUUCCUCCAGAAGAUCGACAAUUUCAAAAGGUACUAUGGAUUCAUCAAGGAAAACUUCGAACUUUCCAACUCAAUACGGUGACAUUUGGGACAGCGGCCGCCCCAUUUCUCGCCGUUCGUACCAUGCAACAACUUGCUCGUGAUGAAGCACAUGAUUUUCCUCGCGCUAGUAAACUGCUCCUCCGCGAUUUUUAUGUCGACGAUUUUGUGUCCGGUGGAAAGUCAUUAGCUGAACUUUUGAGCAUUCGGGAUGAAAUGAUAGCUUUACUAUCGCGUGGUGGUUUUGUCAUUCGCCAAUGGGCAUCGAAUCACAGCUCAGUUCUGGACUCAAUCGACAAGAGGUUCUUCGAUCUUGAUUGUUUAAUUAAAAACGAUCCAAUCCAAAAAACCCUCGGUAUUAUCUGGGACGCGGAAAAUGAUUUAUUGCAAUAUACUUCAAAUCGCGUUGACCCCAGCACUGUGGCAACAAAACGCACACUCCUCUCACAGCUAUCGAAGAUUUUUGAUCCGCUCGGUCUACUUGGCCCCAUUUCUCUAUUUGCGAAGGUCUUGAUUCAAGAGUGUUGGAAAGCAAAAAUCACCUGGGAUGAAUCUCUUCCUCAAGACAUCCACACUAAAUGGAGUCAUCUAGCACAUCAACUACCCAAGCUACAGGAUGUAUCAUUUCCUCGCCAAAUCUUCAUACUAAAUCCGUCUAGAUUAGAAAUCCACAGGUUUUGCGAUGCCUCAAUCCAUGGUUAUGGAGCUUGUCUGUAUGCCAAGUCUCAUAAUUCCCAAGGUGAUGUAUCAAUCCGAUUGAUCUGCAGUAAAUCCCGAGUGGCUCCCCUGAGUGGAGUCACUAUCCCUCGCUUAGAACUUUGCGCAGCCACCAUCCUUAAAAAACUCUAUCUAGAAACCAAAUCCCAGUUUGGCUCCCCCAUCGAUCAAGUCUAUUUUUGGUCCGAUUCCACCAUCGUUCUCUGUUGGCUCAAGAAAGCCCUUCACCUUUUGCGAACCUUUGAAUCCAACCGGGUGGCAGAUCUCCAAACGUUGGGAGAUCAAGUCAUCUGGCGACACGUCCGAUCGGAGGACAACCCAGCUGAUGCCCUAUCUCGAGGACAACUCCCAUUCGAUUUCACACAAAAUUCUCUCUGGACUUCAGGUCCUCCCUGGUUGACCCUCAGUCACUCCCAAUGGCCACAAUUGAUCAUACCUUCGACAACUCAGGUUCCUGGAUUGAAAAAGUCCAUUUGUUUAUUGACGAACGCGUCCCCUGAACCCAUUUAUGCUCAUUUUUCAAAUUUCGAACGAUGUGCUAGAGUCGUGGCCUACAUCCUACGCUGGAAGAAUACAACAGCUCCGCGAAUUCGUCCACUCUCUGUCGAGGAAAUCCACGAAGCUGAAGAUCGCAUCAUCAUGAUCGUUCAACAGGAACGAUUUUCCAUGGAACUUCAAAGGCUGUCAAAGCAGCAAUCCUUAGAAAACUCAGCGCAAUAUUAUAAGAAAGGGACUCCUUUUGACAGACUACAUCCCUUCAUCGACAACAAGGGAAUUCUUCGUGUAGGUGGACGACUUAAAAAAUCGGAACUUUCCUAUAACCAGAAACAUGCCAUUCUCUUACCAACUAAGCACCCUGUGACGGACAUGAUCAUUAGACAGGUCCAUCAAUCCAAUCUCCACGCCGGGAUACAAAGUACACUUCAUGCUAGUCGAACGAAAUUUUGGAUCUUAAACGGAAAGGACCAAAUCAGAAAAGUUAUCCACCGAUGUGUUGUUUGCAUUCGUCAAAGGCCCAAACUAAUUCAUGCUCAGAUGGCCGACUUGCCUGAAGCAAGAGUAAAGGAAGCCCCAGCUUUUUCUCGUACCGGCGUCGACUUCUUCGGUCCAAUCUUAAUCAAGGAAAAGAAAGAUCGAAAUCGAUCAUUCCUUAAAGCUUAUGGUUGUGUAUUCGUUUGCAUGGUCUCUAAAGCCGUACACAUUGAGCUCGUCACGGCUCUUUCGUCGGAAGGCUUUCUCUCGGCUUUUCGACGUUUCGUUAGUCGCAGGGGAGUCCCCGACGAUGUCUACUCUGACAACGGCACGAACUUUGUUGGAGCGAAUAGAGAACUCAAUGACUUGUAUGAACUCAUCUCCAGUCAAGAAUUCAAAGAAAACAUCAGUAAUCACGCACUGUCCAGGCGCAUCAAAUGGCAUUUCAAUCCACCACUAUCUCCACAUUUUGGGGGGAUCUGGGAAGCGGCCGUAAAAAGUUUCAACCAUCAUUUAAAACGCGUCUUAAAGGAUCACAAGUUGACUUAUGAGCAACUCAACACCUUGCUCAUCGAAAUUGAAACGAUAUUAAACUCGCGACCUUUAUGUACUCUUUCGGCCGAUCCCAAUGAUCCCCUCGCAAUCACACCGGCACAUCUGCUAAUCGGCGGAUCCUUUAACGCUCUGCCUGAAAAAUCUUUACUUCCAGUUGCAGAUAAUCGUCUGUCUACUUUCCACUUCAUCACCAAGGCCAGACAAGAUUUCUGGAAGACAUGGAAUAAGGAAUAUCUCCAUGAACUCCAAGUUCGGCAUAAGUGGCAGGACUCCACCGCCGAGUUGAAGGUGGGCUCUGUGGUGAUCCUCAUGGAUGAUUUAAGCAUCUGUACACGAUGGCCUCUGGGUGUAAUCACCGAAAUCUUUCCGGGAAGCGAUGGCAUCGCUCGAGUUGCAUCCAUAAAAACUGCUAGUGGCAUCUACAAACGCAACAUUACGCGUCUCUGUCUCUUACCGAUAACGUAG
Molecule: messenger RNA, 3027 nt
Organism: Fopius arisanus
Lineage: Eukaryota; Metazoa; Arthropoda; Insecta; Hymenoptera; Braconidae
Exons: 1
Coding region: 1-3027 (1008 amino acids)
Biological process (GO): DNA integration
Molecular function (GO): nucleic acid binding
Source: RefSeq, a predicted model, not a curated record